GCCAGCCAGCCAGCCAGCCAGCAUCUGAACUGGAAGCAACGGUGGACGAAGGGGUCGGCUGUGUUGGGGUAUAAUUUCAAUAAUUCACAAGCGUAGACGAUGUAUGCAACGGAGCGGUCGUCGACAUGAACGUGAAGGUGUUCCGUUUGGGCUCGGGAAGCUGAAGCAUACCGCAGCCCGAUCACAUUACAUUACGUUUUUUUCGGUGGGAUAAGCUAUCUGUGAUACACUGGGUGUGCACAGCGCCAAUAACGGAGCGAGCCAACGGGUUAUACCAUCGACAGCUAGCUCGUAAUAACCCCGUUAGCCAACCAUUUUCCAGAGCUUGCGGUGAAGGGAGCAUCUCGGUCGGUGCAGUGAAGUGUCCGCGGAUGCUGCUGAGGGAGCCCGCUACUACCUGGCGAUAUUCGGCUGUAACAUGCAGACCUGAGGCAUGCGAGGAGGGGUUUUUUUCUGCAAACGAGCGAGGAAAUCUCCACGCCCUGGGGUCUGGUCUUUGGUUACUAUUUAGCUAGCUCGCUGGCUAGCCGGGAGAGCAGGAGAGCAGCUCGGGAGAAGGUGGGGCCGCGGAGUGACAGCCUCAGCUAAUGUGGCUAGCCGGCUAACUUGGACUCUUUGAGUGGCCGCUGGUAUUCCUGCUUUUAAUUACCAAGAGCCGUGCACAGUAGUAUCUCCCUUUCAUCCUCCAAAAACCCGUGGUGUGGGAGGAAUAUCUUGUCUAGAGCAUCCUCGUUUACCUGUACACUAUGGCGGACGACGACGUGCUGUUUGAGGAUGUCUACGAGCUGUGCGAGGUGAUUGGAAAGGGUCCCUUCAGCGUGGUGAGACGAUGCAUCAACAGGGACACGGGCCAGCAGUUUGCGGUGAAGAUCGUAGACGUGGCCAGCUUCACCUCCAGCCCCGGCCUCAGCACAGAAGAUCUGAAGCGAGAGGCCAGUAUCUGCCACAUGCUGAAACACCCCCACAUUGUGGAGCUGCUGGAGACCUACAGCUCUGAUGGCAUGCUCUACAUGGUCUUUGAAUUUAUGGAUGGAGCAGACCUGUGUUUUGAAAUUGUGAAGAGAGCUGACGCUGGGUUUGUGUACAGCGAAGCAGUGGCCAGUCACUACAUGAGGCAGAUUCUGGAGGCACUUCGGUACUGCCACGACAACAAUGUGAUUCACCGCGAUGUAAAGCCCCACUGUGUGUUGCUGGCCUCAAAGGAGAACUCUGCUCCAGUCAAGCUUGGAGGUUUUGGAGUCGCAAUACAGCUGGGAGAGUCUGGCCUUGUAGCUGGAGGUCGAGUCGGUACUCCACACUUCAUGGCCCCAGAAGUAGUCAAGAGGGAGCCGUAUGGCAAACCUGUGGACGUGUGGGGAUGUGGAGUCAUUCUCUUCAUCCUCCUUUCUGGCUGUCUGCCUUUCUAUGGUACCAAGGAGCGCUUGUUUGAGGCCAUCAUUAAGGGGAAAUACAAGAUGAACCCAAGGCAGUGGGCCCACAUCUCAGAGAGCGCCAAAGACCUGGUGAGACGUAUGCUGAUGCUGGACCCCGCUGAGAGAAUCACUGUUUACGAGGCCCUCAACCACCCCUGGCUGAAGGAGAGGGACAGGUACGCCUACAAGAUCCACCUGCCAGAAACGGUGGAACAGCUGAGGAAGUUCAAUUCCAGGAGGAAGCUGAAGGGUGCAGUGCUGGCUGCUGUUUCAAGCCACAAGUUCAAUUCCUACUAUGGCGACCCUCCUGAGGAGCUACAUGACUUUUCAGAUGACCCCACCUCCUCAGGGGCAGUAUCACAGGUUUUGGACAGUCUAGAGGAGAUUCAUGCGUUGACGGACUGCAGUGAGAAAGACAUGGAUUUCCUCCACAGUGUCUUCCAAGAUCAGCACCUUCACACUCUGUUAGAUCUUUAUGACAAAAUCAACACCAGGUCGUCUCCUCAGAUCAGAAAUCCUCCUAGUGAUGGAGUGCAGAGAGCCAAAGAGGUACUGGAAACCAUCUCUUGUUACCCAGAGAACAUGGAGGCCAAGGAGCUCAGGAGGAUCCUCACACAGCCACACUUCAUGGCUCUGCUGCAGACCCACGAUGUUGUGGCCCAUGAGGUAUACAGCGACGAGGCGCUGAGGGUGACGCCCCCGCCCACUUCUCCAUACCUGAACGGAGACUCCCCAGACAGCACCAACGGAGACAUGGACCUGGAGAACGUCACCAGGGUUCGCCUGGUCCAGUUCCAGAAGAACACUGACGAGCCCAUGGGCAUUACUCUGAAAAUGAAUGAGCUCAACCACUGUAUUGUGGCUCGAAUCAUGCAUGGUGGAAUGAUUCAUCGACAAGGGACUCUGCAUGUAGGAGAUGAGAUCAGAGAGAUUAAUGGCAUCAGUGUUGCCAAUCAGACAGUAGAGCAGCUCCAAAAGAUGCUGAGGGAGAUGAGGGGUAGCAUCACCUUCAAAAUUGUACCCUGUUACCGGUCCCAGUCCAUGUCUUGUGAGGUACAGAACCACAAACAAACACUUAUGUGCUACAUAUUGGGUACUCCGCAGAGGGGGGUAAUAUUUAUUCUGUACUUUGUAUUACAGAAAGAGUCACCGGAUUUGUCCCGACAGUCGCCUGCAAACGGUCAUGCCAGUGUUACCAGCUCCAUCCUGGACCUGCCAUCAACGAUUCAGCCCAAAGGCCGUCAGAUUUAUGUACGUGCUCAGUUUGAGUAUGACCCGGCGAAAGAUGACCUCAUCCCAUGUAAGGAGGCAGGCAUUCGCUUCAGGGUGGGUGACAUCAUCCAGAUCAUUUCCAAGGACGACCACAACUGGUGGCAGGGAAAGCUGGAGAAUACCAAGAAUGGCACAGCAGGCCUCAUCCCCUCACCUGAGCUACAGGAGUGGCGUGUGGCGUGUAUAGCGAUGGAGAAGACCAAACAGGAACAACAGGCCAGUUGUACCUGGUUUGGCAAAAAGAAGAAGCAGUACAAAGACAAGUACUUGGCCAAGCACAAUGCAGUGUUUGAUCAACUAGACCUGGUGACGUAUGAAGAAGUGGUCAGACUGCCGUCCUUCAAAAGGAAAACACUCGUUUUGCUGGGUGCACAUGGAGUUGGCAGGAGGCACAUCAAGAACACUCUCAUUACCAAACAUCCUGACCGCUUUGCCUACCCAAUCCCUCACACAACUCGGCCUCCUAAGAAGGAUGAGGAGAAUGGGAAAAACUACUACUUUGUGUCUCAUGACCAGAUGAUGCAGGACAUCAGCAACAAUGACUACCUGGAGUAUGGCAGCCAUGAAGAUGCCAUGUAUGGAACCAGGCUGGAGACUAUCAGGCAGAUCCAUGCCCAGGGCAUGAUCUCCAUUCUGGAUGUUGAGCCACAGGCACUAAAGAUCCUCAGGACAGCCGAGUUUGCUCCCUAUGUUGUCUUCAUCGCAGCUCCCACCAUCACCCCAGGCAUGACUGAGGAUGACUCUCUUCAGCGGCUCCAGAAGGAAUCAGAGAUGCUGCAGCAGACCUACGCUCACUACUUCGACCAGACCAUCAUCAACAAUGAAAUUGACGACACCCUCCACCUGCUGGAGGAGGCUGUAGACCUGGUGUCCACCACUUCUCAGUGGGUCCCUGUGUCCUGGGUCUACUGACACACAAUCAACGGCAUUUAGCUCAUCACCCUGGACCAUCCCUCUCUGAUCCAACACGGAUGCUAAACUUUGGUCAAAUCCCCUUUGAAUCAUGUCUCUCUCAUCAGAAUCACACAUCUGUAGAUAAACUGUUGCUGAAAAAGAGGGAAAUGAAGAAACUACUGACUCUGACACUUCACUACAGAGACUUCAUCCUGCCCCCGCCCCCUUUUUCUCAACAGCCUCAAAGGCAUAUUGUUGUGUACAUAUAUACAUAUAUAUAUAAAUGAUAAAAACUAAGUGAAUAUGGUUCUGUCCUUAUAUAGUUGCAGGGAGGGGAGUGGAGGGGCAGUGUGGUAGAUAUUUUGUACUUUUCUUUUGUAAUUGAUGGAUGGGUGGUAAUAUUGGAAAGGCAAUAGCGAGCAUGACCAUAAAGCAGUCUUAUGUGAGUGUGUGUUGACCUUUUAAGGUACUUCUUGUGGUACUCUGUGUCCUCUUCUCCGACGCCCUCUAAUCUCCUCGGCCCCUGUGACAAACAAGCCGAACUUUGAAGCACAUUAGAAGCUGCUAUAGUGGCGACAAGUAACUCCCUCAGCUCCAAAUGCAAGUUUGAGUGAAGCAAAAAGCACAGGAAACUUGGCAGUUUCUUUCUCCCCAACUCAUCCCCAGCCCUUUAUUUAUUUCACCGGCCCUCUGUGCCUGUCAGUUUGUUGAAGGAGCACACUGCAUCCCUCUCCGCUGUCGUCCCCCUGUGUUGCUGUAGCCUGUUGUACCCCCGCCUCCCUCCCCCAGCCUCUCUGAUGGUCUUUGUUUACAUCCCAGUUUGCACAAAACUGACAAUGAAGAAGACAUGUACUGCAUCUUGUCACUUCAGUUUUCAUUUUUGUCUUGCCUACUCUCUAGCUGUCUUUAUCCCUCUCCUCCUUACAUGAAAUGCUAAAUCAGUGGUCAGUGGACCUGGAGUAUCAUUCUCGGGGCAUGAUCUGCAAUGAAAAAAGCACCGACAUCCACCACUAAACACGGCUCCUGAACUGAAAGACAAAAAAAGAAAAAAAGAAACACUAAUGGAAAAGGAGAAAAAUAAACUGCCUUAUCAGAGCCUCGGGGAACAAGUCUGUAACACCUAUGCACACCCCUGGUUUCUCCCAGGCAGGCCGCCACGACAAGUUCUUCGUUCCUCACACUAAUAGUGAGCCAUGCUUGUUAAAAUGAAAGUGUUUAUAGGAAUGUCUGUGUGGGAGGGGAGGGUCUCAUGUAGGUGGGAUACAUUCAAUCCUAGAGCCAACGUUUGGAACUGUUAACUGUUGUCUUAAAAAAAUAUUAGGAGUUCUUGUUUUGAGGGAGAGAAAAUAACUAAAUUUUGUGUGUAAAUGUUUCAAUGGUGCGUACGUCAUACGAGUGAAUUACCAAGAGCCAGUGUAUAUUAACCCUUAAAAGAAGCUCAGUAUGUGACAUAACCUCUUCAUGCUUUACAGGAAGUGGCACAGCUCUGCCUCACCUACCGUACAGUAAACUCUGUAUGAAAGGCACAUCGGUGGAGGGGGUGAAAAAAUAAAGCUAAAAAAAAAAAAAGGUCAAUAUUCCACUCUGUGUGGUGGGGAUGCUGUUGUGCCACCUCGUGUGAAGUGGUUUCAUUUCAAGUCCUGUGUAAAUUACUUCUGCAAAUGACAAAAGCAGCUCUUCUGUAUGAAAUGUUGUUCUUUUUUGUUAUUUCAUUUAAAAAAAUAUAUAUUUCCUUUUACGUG
Scomber scombrus (Atlantic mackerel) is the source of this 5320-nucleotide messenger RNA. RefSeq names its product peripheral plasma membrane protein CASK-like. Gene Ontology annotation, cellular component: cell-cell junction; plasma membrane; basolateral plasma membrane. The transcript has 25 exons. Gene Ontology annotation, molecular function: ATP binding; protein kinase activity; signaling receptor binding. The coding region runs from base 747 to 3596 and encodes 949 amino acids. The record is from RefSeq and is a predicted model, not a curated record. Gene Ontology annotation, biological process: protein phosphorylation; regulation of neurotransmitter secretion. Lineage: Eukaryota; Metazoa; Chordata; Actinopteri; Scombriformes; Scombridae.